CCACCCCCACCUCGCUCUGCUCAUCACCGCCCCUCCGCAGCCAUCCCCGAGCGGCCCCCCACAGCGCCAAGAGGGCACCCGCGCGCGAACCCAGACCCCCGACGACGCGAUUUUGUUCACAACGUCGACCCCCCGAGGUCUGGAACCCUUCCCCGGGACCGGUUGUUUGUCCUGGGCCGUUUUUGGACGGCCCCGAGGCCCCGCAAGGGCCCCCGGAGGCCGAAAACAGCAGAAAACCUCACGUCGUGAUUUUUUAUUUAUUUAUUUAUGGUUUACAACGCGAGGAGGUCUGUCAAGAGGGCGACCCGGCGCGCCGCGCCUUUUCGAGAGCACCACCAUGGCCAUGGCGCAGGCCGCCGCCGCAGGCGCCGCGUGGGUCGUCGUCCCAGGGCACGAGGAGGCCGGAGGGGGCCUCGCCCCGCCUCACGGGCCGCCACGCCGCCGCGCCGGAGGCCAGCCCAGCCCAGCCGGGGCUGAAGCUGCAGCUGCCGCGCCUGCCUCCGGAGCCCGUGUGGGUGAACAUGGGGUGGGACGGCCCAGUCCCGACGGUGAACUUGUCUGCCUUGUCAGAUUUUGCGGCCAGGGAGGCCAGUCUCUGGAGGAGACCUCCUAGAGCGACAUCGAGGAGGCUAGUGUCUGGACCUCAGGAUUGCUCCGCGCGCAUCAAGCGCUUCGACGUGCUGGGGAGCCAAGACAUGCAGCAUGGUCCCGACCCUAUGUUCGAAGCAGGCAAGCACUCGAUCGCUUCGCGUCACGACAACUGCGGGUGCUCGAAAUUCAACCACUGGGCCACCUUCGAAGAAGUCGCGCAUCGGCAUGGCACACCGUUCAUGGUUUUUGGCCCACAGCAUGUGCAGUACCACGAUAUUGGCCAAGGACAGCUGGGGACGUGCUACUUUCUUGCUGCGGUUGCUUCUAUUGCGUAUACUCUGACCCACAGGUUAUCGACAACAUGUUCGUGA
Messenger RNA from Prorocentrum cordatum, 962 nucleotides. The record is from the annotation of a GenBank genome assembly. Lineage: Eukaryota; Dinophyceae; Prorocentrales; Prorocentraceae.